This is a messenger RNA of Lacerta agilis (Sand lizard), 2382 nucleotides long. RefSeq names its product monoglyceride lipase (gene MGLL). The record is from RefSeq and is a predicted model, not a curated record. Lineage: Eukaryota; Metazoa; Chordata; Lepidosauria; Squamata; Lacertidae. Gene Ontology annotation, molecular function: lipase activity. The transcript is spliced from 8 exons. Gene Ontology annotation, cellular component: membrane. Bases 464 to 1399 code for a protein of 311 amino acids.
GCUUGCUUGCUUGCUUGCUUCCCCCCCCCCCGCUACACUUUAUCACCCACCUUCUUCCUCCCACCAGCCCACACGCGCGAUUUGCUUAAGAAGAACGGCGCGGGGUGGGGGAGUGUUGAAAUUAGCAAGAAGUGGUAAAUUGAUUAAGACCAGUUUCCUCCUGCGAGAGAGAGCGCGAGAGAGCGAUUGCAAAGAGGAGCACGGGAGGGGGAAGAGCUAGAGCGAGAACCGUUCGCAGGCAGCCCAGCCCCUGUAGAGCACAGGAGCUUGCAAAGGAGGGGUGGGAAGUGAGCAUUGCUGCUGGUAGCGGCUCAGUUAGCUGCCGUUUGCAACGGCGAAGAAUUGAUCUAGCCACUAGCGGGGUGCUGGUUGUUAGGCGGGGUGUUUCUGCGGCUCCUCGGCGACGUGCAAAGCGCUCUCCUUGAUUGCAUUUGACUUGCAAUGCCGGCAAACCGUGCACAGGAUGAAAUCAGGUCACUCUUCUAGAAUGCCAGAGGAAAGUUCCCCACGGAAGACUCCCCAGAAUGUCCCAUAUCGGGACCUUCCUCAUUUGGUCAACGCUGAUGGGCAGUACCUUUUCUGCAGAUACUGGAAGCCAUCCACCCCACCAAGGGGCCUGGUGUUCGUUGCUCACGGUGCUGGAGAACACUGCUGUCGCUAUGAUGACUUGGCCCAGAUGUUGACGGGAAUCAACUUUUUUGUAUUUGCCCAUGACCAUGUUGGCCAUGGGCAGAGUGAAGGAGACCGUAUGGUUGUGUCAGACUUCCAUGUGUUUGUCAGAGACAGCUUGCAACACAUUGACCUCAUGAAGAAAGACCACCCAGGCCUCCCUGUGUUCCUUCUAGGGCACUCCAUGGGAGGAGCCAUCUCCAUCCUCACCGCGUGCGAAAGACCAAAUGACUUUUCAGGCAUGGUAUUAAUUUCUCCUCUAGUAGUUGCAAGCCCAGAUGUAGCAACACCGAUCAAGGUUUUUGCAGCUAAAAUACUUAACUUAGUUCUGCCAAACCUGUCCCUGGGAUCUAUCGACCCAAACGUUGUUUCCCGGAAUAAGAAAGAGGUUGACUCUUACACCACAGACCCGCUAGUUUACCAUGGCGGCAUGAAAGUCUCCUUCGUCAUCCAGUUGCUGAAUGCCAUUGCCAAAAUAGAGCGUGCGCUCCCCAAACUGACUCUUCCGAUGCUGGUGCUCCAUGGUUCACCUGACAAACUCUGCGAUAUCAAAGGCUCUUAUUUGCUGAUGGAUACGGCACCAAGCCAGGAUAAAACUCUCAAGGUGUAUGACGAGGCUUAUCAUGCCCUCCACAAAGAGCUUCCUGAGGUGACUGCAUCUGUCCUUAAGGAAAUACAGUCAUGGAUUAGUCAGAAACUCUCAGCAGCUGAAGAAGCCCGUCGCUCUUAAAGAAAAGCUGGCUUGAGACCUUCUUAAAUGGUUGUUGGGCUAUUCCAGGAAGAUAUUUUUUCCUUUUCUGUUUUUUACAACCUCUUUUCGGGGGCAAAAAUGUUUCUCUUAAAGGGACUCCUGAAAUAUGUUAUUUUUAAACAGACAUUUCCUGUGGCGUUGUGGGGAGGGGGGGGGUUGCCACGCAGCCAUUUAAAGGGCGCUUUCUUCCCAGCAGAAAGAGCUACGGGAAUGUUGUAUCAGUACAGACUUCCUGGCUGGGGGUGCUGCUUUAAGGGACUUCCUUGAAUCCCCCUCAAAGCCCACAACACUCUCUAAACAUGUUCUUUGUUGUCCAGGGAGUUCCUGAGGUGCUGAGGUAUUUUUUCUCCAUUUUUUAAUAUUGCAAUAAUCUUCGGAAUGUUUUAAAAAAUAAUUGGCAUCUUCCAUGUCAUUCAGUUUCUACUCUUGCCAGGUGACAAUUCCUCCCUCCUCUACUUCCAAGGCUACAAAACAGACCCAAAGGGAAAUGUUGUUUGUCAGAUGGAGAUGGAGCUAGGAAGGAAGUUAGGCUGCUGGCGAAGUCUCUUCCUGUGUGAAUUCAGGCCAUGACAGUGUUUAGAUUUAGGAUCAGGCCAGGCUGAAAGGGCCUCUCAGCCCUCAGGGCUUCGAGAACAAGGAGGAGUCCAGCAGGCCACAGGAACAGUGCAAACAGCACUCUAGAUGUAGCGCCGUUUAAUGAUCAGCCCCAGAAAUGACGCCACUGAGGAACAGGACUAACAUAGAGGUCUACAAGCCUUAAGGCGUAGACUCUUAAGCACGCAAAAGAGAUGCUGAUGUUGUUACUUCUGCUUCCAGAAACCAAAUCCUUCUUCUGUGCAAGAACUGUAAUCUGUAAAUACACGUAGGGGCUGCUUUUCUUGUUAUUUGUGUUAACUGAUAACUUAAGAUGUAAAGUCAAAAGUUAUAUUUUAAAAAAAAUAUUAAAUAUAAUAUAUAAUGUC